ACAGUUUUUUGUCGAUCGCCGGGCAAGCGGUCGUCGGACGUUAUAACCUUUUUUACUCGCUCUUAGAUCUAUCAAUAUUUUAUGUGUUGAUCGUUUUCGUCUGAACGUUAGCAAACAGAGUUAAUUUCUUUGGCAUAGUCUAAUAACGGUUUUUGUUGGUUUACCAUUUUUAUUAUUCAAUUGUUGCAGUUUUGCCGGUGAUUAGUGCGUAUAUUGUACUUGUAAUUAACCGACCAUUAACGCCAUGUUGGGGUUUAGACAUCGUUUUCGUCGCCGUCGUUAAUAAAUUGUCUAGACGUUGUGAUUAGGGCGAUAGUGUGUUACGUUAUCUAAUAGUUGUGAUUGAAGAGAAGCAAAAAUAAAAAUGCUGUGUGCCGAAGAGAUAGCUAGUAGCAUAGACGAGCAGGACGCUGGAGCAUUCAAGUCACCAAUACGACGUCUCGGUUCGACUAGGAAAAUUCUGUACUUCAACAAUAUUCGCCUCCAGCUUAACGAACACCUAAGAUGUUUGGACAGCCGGGUCGAAGCACAAGUGUCCUUGGUAUCCGAGCUCCAAGACUUCUUCAGGAGGCGGGCCGAAGUUGAAAUGGACUACAGCAAGAGCCUAGACAAACUGGCUAAAAGCUUGCAAUUACGCCACAAAGAACAAAAACAAAAGAGAGAACAGUGGUCACUGUUUACUAGCUACUCGUGUUGGCAGCAAUUAGUUUUGCAGACAAAAAAUCUCAGCAAAGAUCACGGGGCGUUAAGCGAACUUUAUUCUACACAUCUAGUCAGCCGGUUAUCUCAAGUAGCAGAAGACGUGCAGAGGAUAUACAAAAGAUGUCGAGAGAUCUGUUACGAAAUCCACGAAGAGAUACUCCGCGUCCUACACGAAUUGCAUACUACUAUGAAAACGUAUCAAUCUUACCAGUCGGAAGCAAAACAAGCAGAAGCCAAACUCAAAGUAGCCGAAAACCAAAGACUGAAAAUUGAGCAAGCAGUUCCUAAAGAAAAGCUUGAAAAAUCUAAAAAAGUUCGGCUUAUCGGUAAAGAAGUGCAAAAGCGGAAAAAUAAAUAUUUCGACGCUAAACUAAAAGCGUUAAAAGCUCGCAACGAGUACAUUUUAUGUCUCGAAGCAACAAAUAGCACAGUACAUAAGUAUUUUGUUGACGACCUGUCUGACCUAAUGGAUUGUAUGGAUUUCGGGUUUCACCAUUGUGUCACCAACGCUAUGAAAAUGUAUACCUCGGCCGAGGAAAGUCGCAUACAUUCCAUGCAAACGGGAUUAGAUGCAUCCAAUCUGAUAGUUUCGGCUAUGGAUUCGGGAGUGGACAAACAACGAUUUUUAGAAUCUAACCAUACCGCUUUUAUGAUACCUAAGAAAUUUGAAUUUCAGGGACAGAGAGAUGAGUAUGCCGAGCCAGAGUUGCAAAAAUUGCUCUGUGCCGAUAUGGAAACUAGACUAGAACAAUUAGAUCAACGUGUGACAACUUUGCAUACGGAGUCGGAUGAAGUGUGGAAGACAUUAGCAACUGCCGAAAAGACUCUGUUAGAGAUGCUCACGGCAAACGACUACGAUUGCAGUAGUUACUUCGGUGAAAAGGCUAUACCCACUAGCAAGCCACCGGAAACAAUAACGAUUAAAUUAAGAGCUGACAAACAUGAGACUGAAGAAUUUUAUUUAACUAAGUUACGUGAUUAUUUAAUGAGAACAAGUCGAAUCGUCCGUCUAGACGCCAAACAACAGCAUAUCAAUGAAACCUUGUCAACCAUAUGUUUCAAGCGUCCUCAAAAUGGCAAUUCAGAGUCGACACCUGCAAAACAGACGCCCCAACGGCCGAUUCACAAACCGAUAGUCCGCAGAAAAAGAAUUGGAAGAUUACAAAUGAAUGGACAGCCAAAACUGUUUGGCGGAUCUCUUGAAGAGUAUUUGGACGCUACUAAUCAAGAGAUUCCGUUGGUAGUGAAAAGUUGUAUUCGAAUUAUUAACUUGUUUGGUUUGCACCAUCAAGGGAUUUUCAGAGUAUCCGGAUCGCAAGUAGAGAUAAAUAAUUUUAAAGAGGCGUUCGAGAGGGGAGAGGACCCACUUGCUGAUAUGACUGAUGCUUCAGAUAUUAACUCUGUUGCCGGCGUACUGAAACUUUAUCUAAGAGAACUUCGAGAACCCUUAUUCCCAAUUAUAUACUUUGACCAGUUCAUGGAACUUGCCCAAUUAGAAUCAAGGCAUCAAUUCGUAAUGAAAAUUAAAGAGUUAGUUCAAAGUUUUUCAAGUCAAGUAGUCGUCAUGUUAAGAUAUUUAUUUGCUUUUCUCAAUCAUUUAUCAGAAUUUAGCGAUGAGAACAUGAUGGACGUUUAUAACUUGGCUAUUUGUUUCGGCCCUACGCUGGUGCCAGUUCCCGAGGAAAAAGAUCAAGUGCAAUAUCAAAACCUCGUUAAUGAUCUCAUAAAAAAUAUAAUACUUUUCCACGAAGACAUUUUCCCGUCAUCAACAGAGAUAGGUGGAUUGGUAUAUGAAAAAUAUAUAUCUAGAGAACCAGAUGAUGCGGAUGUAGGAGAUUCGCCAUCGGAUCACGCUCAAGAAGACAUUGAUUCAGAGGUUUACCCGUCAGAAGACGAGUGUGAAAGUUUAGAAGCCACUGCUCAGUACGAUUUUGCUGCUCGAUCCGAACGAGAGUUAAGUUUCAAGAAAGGCGAAACAAUAGCUUUGCAUACUCAGGUGUCAGGAGACUGGUGGCGAGGCUGUAUUAAUGGCCGUGAAGGUCUUAUACCUGACAAAUAUAUACUUCUCAAAAUAAGAGAUGAAGAGAAAGAGAAACCCAUAACGGAACUUUGUUCAAAAUCGAUCACUUCCUCAGACGACUCAACACGUCGGCGAACUUCUAGUUCCAAUGAUUCUGUGAUAUCCGAAUCUGCUGCUUCUGGGUACUCUUCUCCGCCUUUAGGAGAAGUACCUUGGCCGCCUAACGGACCUAACCAGGCUGAAAAGUAUGAUGGCAACAACUGCUGUUCGAUCAUGGUGACAUCGGCAGCAUCUUCGUGUACCACCUCGUCGUCUACAUCGCCACCACCUCCACUGCAUACUCAUCACUCCAUGAACAACACAACAGCUCACGAGAUUAUUGGUAGUAUGGAUAGUUUAGAUUCUGGGAAAGGAUCAGUUUUAGAAGAUCAGUCUCACACUGAAGAAAUCUCAGAAUUAAUUCUUAUUCCAGCAAGAGAAGAUAAUAUCAAUUUAUACAAAAAACAUACAGCUGUAUCGUCAGUAGUGCGCGAACAUCAUCAAGUUAGAUCAAAGUCCGCAGAUGGUACUGGAAGGUCACGAAAGAAGCAUGCUAAGAGUUUAAGUAUGGGUGAUGACUCUUUUGAUCAUAAAAUACAACUAUGGCGUAGACGAGCAGAUUCUCAAGGAUCAAUGGAAUACCGUAAAAUAACUAAACAACAACUGACUCAGCCGCAACAAACCAUUGUAAAAGUGAGUGGUGGAGCUCCAGAUUUAGUUAUGGAUUUGCCCAUAAGAAAAAUAGAUGCAUCAAUUACAGAAUCUAUUGGAUCAGAUGUCAAUAGUGUCAAAAGUUGCAAUAUAGUAAGUGAUCCAGACAGCCCAGACAUGGGAACAACUGCUGAGCGUUUUGCUAAACAAAAUCAAUGUACGUUGAAAAAAUAUAAUAAGCCUUUACCACAAUCCAGCAAAAGUAAACCUGAAUUACCUCCCAAAAUGACCAAGCCUCCUAUUAAAGCAAAACCACAAAUUUUCAAAAAACCUUACCCGCUUCCUCCUGCGACCCUCAAAGUGACUAGUAAUGAUGAAACAAAUUUUAAAAAAUGAGAUGUUUAUAGACUCACCAACAAUUGGUAAUGAUUUCGAAACUUAUUUUGUGUACAAAAUAAUUGAUGAAAAAAACAUUUAGUUACCUUAUGAAAAGUCUGACACUUUGUUAUAUUUAUUUGAUUUAUUGACAUAACUCAUUCAUAUCAUGAAAACCUUUAAAUUGUAUAAAACAGUUUUCAUUUUUUAUGAAAUCACGAAAAAAUUUUUGUAUAAAAGUGGUAGUGAAAAAAAUUAUUAAGAUU
Molecule: messenger RNA, 4053 nt
Organism: Daktulosphaira vitifoliae (grape phylloxera)
Lineage: Eukaryota; Metazoa; Arthropoda; Insecta; Hemiptera; Phylloxeridae
Product: SLIT-ROBO Rho GTPase-activating protein 1-like
Exons: 13
Coding region: 365-3808 (1147 amino acids)
Biological process (GO): signal transduction; negative regulation of cell migration
Cellular component (GO): cytoplasm
Molecular function (GO): protein binding
Source: RefSeq, a predicted model, not a curated record